GCCUGACAGGGUUGCAUUAGGCUGCAAAGUGCAAUAAGAGGAAGUCAGCUGAAAAAGUUCAAUAAUUCGAGUAUUUCCGUUUAGUUAUAACAAAGUAUUGCUGCAAGAGAUAUUAAAAUCUUGAUUUUGGCAAUUCUGAUUAACUAUUCAUAAAAUUGUGUUUUCCAUAACAUUUACGAAAAAGAAAAUGUCUACGCUAUAUGCAAAGCAGAGUCAAGUGCCGUUACGGCCGGAAAUGCCGUUUACUAACGGUCGCCAUACUUCAACAAGUUCAAUAGCUACUACAGCUAAAUUUGGGUAUUGGAAAAAAUCUGAAGAAUUGUUUGUCCAAAAUGCUUGCCGAAUUCCAGGAAUUAGGAAUAACAAGUAGAAAAGGCUCUUUACCGAAUAUUCAUGAAUUGGUGUCAAUGAAUGUUGUGAAAACUUGUGAGAAGUUGCGUUUAGCCAUUACACAGACGCGUAAUGAUCUACAACACACGCUGGAUGUUACACGUAGACGCCAAACGGAAGACCUCUCCUUUCGCUCCAUAUCGGGUCUCUGCUACACCACUUUACGCGUACAUGAAUUGCAAGUGAACGAUUUGUUGAACAAAUCGGAAGCAUUAGUGGCUCAAAGUCAUGGUUGGUCCACAUUACAAGCGAGAAAGCGGAGCCAACCGUCGAGUUGCUCUACUUCAUAUCGUUCGAAAAGGAAAAGGCAGCAGACAGUGAAACAUUCCUUGACGGAUGUAUCCCUUAGAAAUUACAAACAGUUAUUGGAUGAAACAGAAAGUUUUGUAGAAUGGAGCAAAGCAGAAGAGGUGAUGGAAAAAGAUAGUUACAACAGGACAAGUUGCAUUCAUAUUCGAGAUAUUACCAUUGAUGAAGUUGAUAUUCCAAGUGGCCGUUCAGAUGAAGAUGAAGGAUUUGGGAAUGCCACAGCAGACGAAUUAACUACAAUUUUACAGUUGCUUUCAGACAAGCCCAUUGAACCCGUCAUGAAGUCACUAAAAAGACAGCCGAUGGAUAUCUCGGGCGUUUGCGAGAAAAAGUGCAGGCCUUCCCAUGGAACGGAAGACGAUAUGACUCGAGGCGGCCACGAACAUCCUGAAAAUGAAAUUGCAGUCGAAAAGGGCGUGGACAAUCAUUUCAUUAAUGAAAUAGAAGUCAGUCCCAAUAAUAAUAAUAUUAGUAGUGAGGCGCACACAGUUGUGACAAGCUCCUUGGAAAAUAAUAAUAUUGACAGCAGUAGUAAAAACAGCGACGUUGCUCAUAGCAAUAACGAUAUGGCCAUUCAAGACAACAUUUCUGAUAGGAUGAAAUCAACUGAAAAAAUCUUACCCAAAGCAACAAAUACUUCUUACAUUUGCAAUCAGGGCAGCGCCGCAACCAACAAUGCAAAAUUUAAAAUGAAAAAAGUAAUUAUCGAUGAAUGCACUGAACUAAGUCAAAAGGAAAUGCACACGCAAUUGCGAGCUCAAAUUAAUAUUAAGGCAAAAUUAAUAAAAACGAGAGCUAUAAUUGAAUGGAGUGCAAAAAGAAAUUUGUCGAGUGGAAAACGUUAUGACAGGUUUAUUCCAUCUGCCAGCAAUCUAUUAUGUAAACUUCAUCGCAGUUCUCGCAGCUGCAUUACAAUGAGGCGAUUCAAAUUGAAGAACAAAGUAUCGCGCUCACGUUUAGAAACUUCAACAGUGCGUUCCACUUAUCGUAACUUAUUACGAGCCAUUUUAAAUUGUGAAAUCACAGAUGACUUAGCUACUCAAAUCUACAGAAAUUGGAAUAAAUGUGGAAAAUAUAAUUUAAAAAAUACUCGUAGUCGUCAAAAGUUGCAAACGCCUGUGCCGGAAAAUAUUCCCUGUCUACAAGAGGAGAAUGAUUGCAAUCAGAUGUCACUAGCGCCAAAUUAUGCAUCAGAGAGUGCGGUCUGCAACAACAACAAUAAUUUAGAACGCACUAUAGAUGUUUGUACCCCGUCUAAUGACCAAGACGAGUGGAGCGCUUUUGAUGUAAUGGUAAAGUUAUUGAAUUUAUGGCGCUCAAAAAAAGUUCCCGGUGACGAAAUACCUGUGGAAUACCUUUUGCAACACGCCACGUUGGCUCGAAAGAAAGCUGCCAAGGCAUUCGGUUCGCUAUUAAAGCUUGCUGCAAGUCGAUUUAUUGUAUUACUACCAAAACAGAAUUCUCUGCAAUUGCAAAGUAUCCAAUUGGGAGCCGCUUCGGCAAAACUAAUCCACAAAAACGAAGUAAAUGGAAUGUCAUUGCGAAGAAGCAACAAUGGAUACCGCAUACAUGCGAGCUAAAAAUUAAUGCGAUUCGCAUUUGCUGUUGAUAUAUUUUUGUUGAUAUUUUCAAAUUAUAUAACUUUUUAAAUUUGUUAAAAAGUA
This is a messenger RNA of Anastrepha obliqua, 2363 nucleotides long. RefSeq lists its product as uncharacterized. NCBI's taxonomy places the organism in Eukaryota, Metazoa, Arthropoda, Insecta, Diptera, Tephritidae. The coding region runs from base 333 to 2279 and encodes 648 amino acids. The transcript is spliced from 14 exons. The record is from RefSeq and is a predicted model, not a curated record.